Messenger RNA from Penicillium canariense, 2403 nucleotides. RefSeq names its product aconitate hydratase ACO2. Gene Ontology annotation, cellular component: mitochondrion; cytosol. The coding region runs from base 1 to 2403 and encodes 800 amino acids. Gene Ontology annotation, molecular function: 4 iron, 4 sulfur cluster binding; aconitate hydratase activity. NCBI's taxonomy places the organism in Eukaryota, Fungi, Ascomycota, Eurotiomycetes, Eurotiales, Aspergillaceae. The transcript has 2 exons. Gene Ontology annotation, biological process: tricarboxylic acid cycle. The record is from RefSeq and is a predicted model, not a curated record.
AUGGUGAGCCAACUAGUAUGGCAGCGGGUUGCCGCCUCUCGCAGGCUGGCCGCACGCCUGUCCCCGCAACGACUUACCCGUGGCCUAGCCACCGAGGCUACCUCGUCGCGUAUGCCGCCCUACCCCAAGAUCGUCCAAAACCUCGAGCAGGUCCGCAAGGUGCUGGGCUCUGAGCGUGCGCUCACCCUCGCCGAGAAAAUCCUGUACGCCCAUUUGGACAACCCGGAGGAGUCGCUACUCUCCGGCACUAACAAUGGCCGUGACAUCCGGGGUAAGGCAAACUUGAAGCUGAAGCCGGAUCGUGUGGCCAUGCAGGAUGCUUCGGCGCAGAUGGCCCUCCUCCAGUUCAUGUCUUGCGGUCUGCCCUCGACUGCGGUCCCUGCCAGCAUUCACUGUGAUCACAUGAUUGUUGGUGAGCGCGGCGCCGAUACUGAUCUGCCGGCCUCGAUUCAGGGUAACGCCGAAGUGUUCGACUUCCUGGAGAGUGCUGCUAAGCGCUAUGGUAUUGAGUUCUGGCCUCCGGGUGCCGGUAUCAUCCACCAGAGUGUGCUGGAGAACUACGCUGCCCCUGGUUUGAUGAUGCUGGGAACCGAUAGCCACACCCCCAAUGCUGGUGGUCUGGGUGCUAUCGCCAUUGGUGUCGGCGGUGCUGAUGCUGUCGAUGCUCUCGUCGAUGCGCCCUGGGAGCUGAAGGCCCCACGCAUCCUGGGUGUUCGUCUUGAGGGCCGGCUGAGCGGCUGGGCCUCGCCCAAGGAUAUCAUCCUGCACCUGGCUGGCAAGCUCACUGUCCGCGGCGGUACUGGUUUCGUCAUUGAGUACCACGGCCCUGGUGUGGAGACCUUGAGCUGCACCGGUAUGGCCACCUGCUGUAAUAUGGGCGCCGAGGUUGGCGCUACUACCUCUCUCUUCCCCUUCUCGCCUAGUAUGGUGCCGUAUCUCGAGGCUACUCACCGUGGCCACGUCGCCAAGGCCGCAGCUGAAAUUGCUUCGUCCGGCCCUGGCAACCUGCUGCGUGCUGAUACCACCGCUGAGUAUGAUCAACUGGUGACUAUCAACCUGUCGGAGCUGGAGCCGCACAUCAACGGCCCCUUCACUCCGGAUUUCUCGGUUCCUCUGUCCAAGUUCGCCGACACUGUCCGCGAGAAGAAGUGGCCCGAGACCUUCGGUGCUGGUCUCAUUGGUAGCUGCACUAACUCCUCGUACGAGGACAUGACCCGCGCCGAGGACCUGGUUAAGCAGGCCUCCGCUGCUGGACUUAAGCCGAAGGCGGACUUCUUCAUCACUCCCGGUAGUGAACAGAUCCGUGCCACGCUCGACCGUGACCAGACUCUGAGCACCUUCUCUGAGGCCGGUGGAAUUGUUCUGGCCAACGCCUGCGGUCCCUGCAUUGGUCAGUGGAAGCGUACCGACGGUGUCCCCAAGGGCGAGGAUAACGCUAUCUUCACCUCCUACAACCGCAACUUCCCCGGCCGAAACGAUGGUAACCGCCGGACCAUGAACUUCCUCGCUUCGCCCGAGCUCGUCACCGCACUCGCAUACUCCGGCAGCACCACCUUCAACCCCAUGACCGAUUCCCUGACCACCCCGAGCGGCGAGACCUUCAAGUUCCAGCCUCCCCAGGGCUUCGACCUACCCAGUGCUGGUUUUGAGGAGGGCAACCCCAACUUCCUCCCCACCGCCGCUGUCCCCGACGCCUCCAGCGAGGUCAUCGUCUCCCCAACCUCGGACCGCCUCGCUCUGCUGGAACCCUUCGCUCCCUUCCCCAAGGGUGACCUGUCCGGCCUGCAGGUGCUGUUCAAGGUCAAGGGCCAAUGCACCACGGACACCAUCUCCGCGGCCGGCCCCUGGCUCAAGUACAAGGGCCACCUGCCCAACAUCUCGGCGAACACGCUGAUUGGCGCCGUCAACGCCGCCACCGGCGAAACGAACGUCGCCUACGACGAGAACGGCGGCAAGCACUCCAUUCCCGAGCUGGCCGAGCAGUGGAAGGAGCGCGGCAUCGAGUGGCUCGUCGUCGCCGAGGACAACUACGGCGAGGGCUCCGCCCGCGAGCACGCUGCCCUGCAGCCGCGUUACCUGGGUGGCCGUGUGAUCGUGUCCAAGAGCUUUGCUCGCAUCCACGAGACCAACCUGAAGAAGCAGGGUGUCGUGCCUCUGACCUUCGCCAACCGUGAGGACUAUGACCGCAUCGACGCCUGCGAUGUUGUCGACACCGUCGGCCUGUACGAUGUCCUGCAGGCGGGUGGCCAAGGCGAGAUCCAGCUGCGUGUCACCAAGAAGAAGACCGGCGAGUCCUUCCUGGUCCCCGUGCAGCACACGCUCAGCAAGGAUCAGUGCGGCUUCAUCCUGGCUGGUAGCGCGCUUAACCUUCUGGCCAAGAAGGCCAACGCUGGUGCGCAAUAG